Ochotona princeps (American pika) is the source of this 1358-nucleotide messenger RNA. It is a transcript of the gene CALHM2, whose product is annotated as calcium homeostasis modulator family member 2. Lineage: Eukaryota; Metazoa; Chordata; Mammalia; Lagomorpha; Ochotonidae. The coding region runs from base 134 to 1105 and encodes 323 amino acids. Gene Ontology annotation, molecular function: monoatomic cation channel activity. The transcript is spliced from 2 exons. The record is from RefSeq and is a predicted model, not a curated record.
CGGGUCAGCCUUCACAGAGGGUGACAUGGCACGCCCACAACCAACUGCCUGCACUCCCUCCUAAGUCCCUUCUGGCCUCCCGCCUCCUGCUGCUUCUGUGGUCCUCACUCCUCCUUCACCCCCAGCCAUCACCAUGGCAGCGCUGAUUGCAGAGAACUUCCGCUUCCUGUCGCUCUUCUUCAAGAGCAAAGAUGUGAUGAUUUUCAACGGACUGGUGGCCCUGGGCACAGUGGGCAGCCAGGAGCUAUUCUCUGUGGUUGCCUUCCACUGCCCCUGCUCACCAGCCCGCAACUACCUGUAUGGGCUGACAGCCAUUGGUGUGCCCGCGCUGGCGCUCUUCCUCAUUGGAGUCAUCCUCAACAAUCACACCUGGAACCUUGUCGCGGAAUGCCAGUACCGGAGGACCAAGAACUGCUCGGCUGCCCCCAACUUCCUCCUGCUAAGCUCCAUCCUGGGCCGUGCAGCCGUGGCCCCGGUCACCUGGUCUGUUAUUUCCUUGCUGCGGGGUGAGGCCUAUGUCUGUGCUCUCAGCGAAUUUGUAGACCCCUCCUCACUCACAGCAGAGGAGACCAGAUUCCCACCAGACCAUGCCACUGAAAUCCUGGCCAGGUUCCCCUGUGGAGAGGGCCCUGCCAACCUGUCAGGCUUCCGGGAGGAGGUGAGCCGCAGACUCAAGUACGAAUCCCAGCUCUUUGGGUGGCUGCUCAUAGGCGUGGUGGCUGUCCUGGUAUUCCUGACCAAGUGCCUCAAGCACUACUGCUCACCGCUCAGCUACCGCCAGGAGGCCUACUGGGCGCAGUACCGCUCCAGCGAGGACCAGCUCUUCCAGCGCACAGCCGAGGUGCACUCACGGGUGCUUGCCGCCAACAACGUGCGCCGCUUCUUUGGCUUCGUGGCGCUCAACAAGGAUGAUGAGGAGCUGGUUGCCAAGUUCCCUGUGCAAGGCACCCAGCCACGGCCACAAUGGAAUGCCAUCACUGGUGUCUACCUAUACCGUGAGAACCAAGGCCUCCCACUCUACAGCCGCCUGCACAAGUGGGCCCAGGGCCUGGCAGGCAAUGGCACAGCCCCUGACAACAUGGAGAUGGCACUGCUGGCCUCCUAAGGGCCUGCUCCCUUACUUCGCCCCAAACAGAACCCUACUGUCUGCUCCCACUGGCAUCAGAAAAGCAAGCAGGCCAGGGGCAAGGGCUAUGAGGUGCCCUGGGGUGCGGGGGCAUCCAGCAGGCAAUGGGAUCAGCUCCGAUGGGAAGCAGAGACCCGUGGAAACCCCUUCUGUUGCCACCAUCACACCUGGUCUGCGGUAUGGCUGACUCCCGGAGCUGCUCCUGAAUUAAGUACAAGUUCUGACUGGCUGA